CCUAGUCAUUGACUUGCAAGUGCCUCUGACCUGCGCCGUUCUGCCAUGGUCUCGAGCGCCUGCCGAUGUCUCUGCAACAGUGACUGGCUGGCGGAGGAGUCCGCCGAUCUGGACUUCGACUCGCUGGGCGGAGCGCCGAUGCAGGCGGCGCGCUUCUCCGAUUUGUUGGCCUAUUCCACCGACAUGGGCCAGUCCUUGCGAGGCCGCCCCUUGCGCUCGGGCAACGUGUACUUCCUCCGUUCCGAGCAGCAGGCCGAGAAGGUCCAGGUGAAUUUGUAUGUGAAUGGCUUGGCCAUCACGCACCAUGGAAAGGAGGUGAGGGCCUGCUUCUCCCCCUUCACACUGGUGCGCAACUGCAAGUUCCUGGAUGCCGCGGCCUGCACCCAGUUAGUCUCCCUGAAGAUUUUCAAGAUCUUCUUCUUUGUGAAGAACCUCUGCUACUUCUUCGGCGUUUCGGGUGAGGACACGGAGACGGAGCGCCAGGCCUGGGUGGAAGACGUGGCUCGGGCCGUGCACCUGGUCACCCAGUCCUUAUUCCCGCCCUUCAGCAUCUCCUGCGAGCCCAUUUGUGCGGCUGCCGUGACGGCCCGGCGCUUGAUGGCGGGCUACGUGAUCUACCAUUCGGGGGACGAUGUCGCUACAGUCCUGUAUGGUGAGCUCUCCGCGCACGCGCGAGGGAGCGACCUCGCACGUUUGGCCUUCUAUGAGAACGAGCAAUGCCAACGGUUGGCUAUGGAGAUUUGGCUCUCAGUGGCCAGCAGUUGCUUUGAGAAGGUGGGUGUCUCCUGCACUUGCUUCUGCAUCAAUGGCCAUGACUUCAGUGCGCGGACCAUCGCUGAACGGAAGUUGUGGCUGAGGGCCAUCUCCAACAUCAAGGUGAAACUGCAGAAUGCCGCUCCAGCGCCCUCAAGGGAGGAUCUGGCACACUACCGGGAGGCCAUUGAGGAGCAAGUCCGGUCGCUUGAGAAUAGCUUAGAGGGGCGUGGUCCGGCGGAUGCCUUACUACAACGAAUCCAGUGGGACAAGUCAGAUCUCUCCCGCGAACAACGCGAGAGCGACGAGUGGCCUGGAAACGAGUCAUGUGGUGCCGAUGAGGCGCCUCUGGCGAAGCCUCCACCGAGCCUGAUCCUCUCCGCCGCGCGGCCCUUGAGCUUCGCCACCAAGCCGGUACCCGACCUCCGGCCGACGGAGCGGAGCGUGGCGCGGGAUGUGUCCCGAACGGGGUGAGGAGGUCUCAAACGGUGUGAGCAGAUCGGUUGAGAGGUGGACAUGGUUGAGAGACAUGAUGGGAGCCUGUUGAUUUUUU
Messenger RNA from Durusdinium trenchii, 1306 nucleotides. The record is from the annotation of a GenBank genome assembly. Lineage: Eukaryota; Dinophyceae; Suessiales; Symbiodiniaceae.